GAGCAGUAUGCGUCCGAUAUUUAAAGUUCUGCCUCUGCUGGCAUUUUUUGCUGCUCUGUUGCUAACACCCAGUGAUGCUUCCCUUUUGCGCAGAGCCAAGAAUAAGACAAUGUCCGCCAAGUCAUUCAAAGUGUUGAUCACGCACCCGGAGGUGCCCCAAUCGGGCAUUGACCUGCUCAAUGAGAACUGUGAGCUGGUGCGUGUGGAGAGUCUGCCGCCCAAGCGGUCCGAGUUGUUGCAGAAGAUCCGCGGAGUCGAUGGCAUUCUGUGGGGUGGACACGAGGCUCUCAAUGCCGAGGCAUUGGAUGCAGCGGGACCCCAGCUGAAGUCCAUCUCAACCAUGUCCGCUGGCAUCGACUACGUCGAUCUGGAUGAAGUGAAGCGCCGCAAAAUACCGCUGGGUCACACACCCACUGUGCUGGACAACGCUGUGGCCGAUCUGGCUGUGGGUCUACUUAUUGCAGCCGGUCGUCGCUUCCACGAGGGUCGCAAGAAGAUCGAAACGGGUAACUGGGAGAACUAUCAUCUGAACUGGAUGCUGGGCCAGGAUGUGCGCGACUCGGUGGUUGGUUUCUACGGCUUUGGUGGCAUUGGCCAGGCCAUUGCCAAGCGUCUGUCUGGCUUCGAUAUCGAUCAGGUGCUCUACACCACACGGCGUCGCAUCGACAGGGAGACCGAAAAGGAGCUCAAUGCCAAGAAAGUGGAAUUCAAUGAGCUGCUGGCUAAGAGUGAUUUCGUGGUCAUCGCUGCACCACUCACAGCUGCCACACAGGGCGUCUUCAAUGCCACCGCCUUCAACAAGAUGAAGAAUACGGCUGUGCUGAUCAACAUUGCACGUGGCAAGAUUGUUAAUCAAAAUGAUCUGUACGAUGCGCUCAGGUCGAACCGCAUCUUUGCCGCUGGCCUCGAUGUUGUCGAUCCCGAACCACUGCCGCCCAAUAGCAAGUUGCUAACACUCGACAAUAUCAUCAUUCUGCCCCACAUUGGAUCUGCCACCAAUCGCACUCGCUCCGACAUGGCCACCAUAGCCGCUCACAAUGUGCUGCGCGGCUUGGCGGGUGAGCGCAUGCUCUCGCCGGCUUACUAAGCUCUGG
Molecule: messenger RNA, 1094 nt
Organism: Drosophila arizonae
Lineage: Eukaryota; Metazoa; Arthropoda; Insecta; Diptera; Drosophilidae
Product: glyoxylate reductase/hydroxypyruvate reductase-like
Cellular component (GO): cytosol
Molecular function (GO): hydroxypyruvate reductase (NADH) activity; glyoxylate reductase (NADPH) activity; NAD binding
Source: RefSeq, a predicted model, not a curated record